CCAGGGACAAGAUGGAGUCUGUAACGUUUGUGCUAUCCCUCCUGGUGUUGAGCGCUCACGCGUUGCUGGUGUUUGGUGUGGACUGCAAUAUCGACGGUCAUAAGCUAAUGGCUGGAGAGAAGUAUACUCCAAAAGGUAAAUGUGUGGAAUACACGUGCGCCGGCAAGGAGGCUAUUUCGCUGAUAGGGUGUGCUCAGACGGUUUCCAGUAAGCCCUGCAAAAAAGUGGAGGAGGAUUUGUCCAAGCCAUAUCCCUCCUGCUGUUCCUAUUUCGAGGAUUGCUAGGCUGAUGCUUGAGCUUAAAAAAGUAAUUUAAAAUACUGAAAAUAAAAUGAAAAUAAAGUAAUUUGGAUCCUCGCUUACAUGGGAAAAUGCUUUGAUUUUCCCUCGUAAGUUGGAAAACGGUA
This is a messenger RNA of Drosophila serrata, 406 nucleotides long. RefSeq lists its product as uncharacterized. NCBI's taxonomy places the organism in Eukaryota, Metazoa, Arthropoda, Insecta, Diptera, Drosophilidae. The record is from RefSeq and is a predicted model, not a curated record.